UGGCCUGACCGACAGUCAGUAAACAGCCAAACAGAGAGAGUGAGAGAGACAGAGGGACGAUGGGAGAGAGCGUCGGAGUUCGAUCGGAGGCAGAGCAGCACGAACCUCCCCGCACCGACGCUAGCAAUACCUGUAGUUCAAUUCCGCAUAUUCCGCCGCCGACGGACCGCCCCGUCCGCGUCUUCGCCGACGGGAUCUACGAUCUCUUUCAUUUCGGUCAUGCUCGCUCCCUCGAACAAGCUAAGAAGGCGUUCCCCAACACAUACUUGCUGGUCGGAUGUUGCAGCGAUGCGGUCACGCACAAGUUCAAGGGUAAAACUGUUAUGACUGAGGAGGAGCGCUAUGAAUCCCUCCGCCAUUGCAAGUGGGUUGAUGAAAUUAUUCCUGAUGCCCCAUGGGUGAUAAAUCAAGAGUUCCUUGACAAGCAUAAAAUUGACUUUGUGGCCCAUGAUGCUCUUCCUUAUGCUGAUGCCAGUGGAGCUGGAAAGGAUGUCUAUGAAUUUGUCAAAGCUGUUGGGAGAUUUAAAGAAACACAGCGUACUGAUGGAAUUUCUACUUCAGACAUUAUAAUGAGGAUAGUUAAAGACUAUAACCAGUAUGUCAUGCGCAACUUGGAUCGUGGAUAUUCAAGAAAAGAACUUGGUGUCAGCUAUGUUAAGGAAAAGCGCCUGAGGGUGAAUAUGAGACUGAAGAAGUUACAGGAGAAGGUUAAGGAACAUCAAGAGAAAGUAGGAGAAAAGAUUCAAACUGUCGCCAAAACAGCUGGUAUGCAUCGCAAUGAGUGGAUUGAAAAUGCUGAUCGGUGGGUUGCUGGUUUUCUUGAAAUGUUUGAGGAGGGUUGUCAUAAAAUGGGAACAGCCAUAAGGGAUCGAAUUCAAGAGCGGUUAAGAGGUCAGCAGCAGAGAGAUAUGCUGGAAAAUGGGAAUGAAGAUGACGACGAUGAUGAGUACUAUUAUGAAGAAGAGGGAGAGGAAGAGGAUGAAGAGUAUUAUGAUGAAGAAGAUUAAUAAUGAGGACCAAAAGAAGUGAUCUUCAUCCCCUCCCACCCAAUAUUUGAGGUUGUGGCCCACUUUCAUUCAACUAAUCUGGUUAAUCUCCUGUUAUAUAUAGCAUGUUGUGUAGACUAGUCACUGCAGGAUGGUAUUUCAGUUAUGCAGGUUUUGGAUAGAGUUUUUGUAUACUAUUUCAAUCCCCUCUCUUCUUAGUUCUUAUAUAUGCCCUCUAAGACAGUGUGUAUCUUUUCAUGUCUUUUUUGGGUGCAGUAAUCCAAUGUGAAUUUUGUCUGUUAUCUAAAACAAGUUUUUUUUUUUGA
Molecule: messenger RNA, 1312 nt
Organism: Ipomoea triloba (trilobed morning glory)
Lineage: Eukaryota; Viridiplantae; Streptophyta; Magnoliopsida; Solanales; Convolvulaceae
Product: choline-phosphate cytidylyltransferase 1
Exons: 8
Coding region: 60-1007 (315 amino acids)
Biological process (GO): CDP-choline pathway
Molecular function (GO): choline-phosphate cytidylyltransferase activity; phosphatidylcholine binding
Source: RefSeq, a predicted model, not a curated record